AUGCCAGUGGACUCCAAAAAGAGAUUGCAAUACCCUGUAAAUUCUCAGAAGAGGAAGUACAAUCCUGAGUGGGAGGUCAAAUUUCCUUGGUUGCGUUAUUCGGAAUCAGAAGAUGGAACAUACUGCUCAUGCUGUUAUGCCUUUGCAAAGUCGUUUACUUCAAAUGACCCACUAAUUUCUGCUCCUUUCAAGGACUGGAAAAAUGCGAUAGGUGUCAAAAGAGGUAUUCUCACAAACCAUGAGAUGACAAAGUGUCACAGGAGUUCAAUGGUGGCCGCUGAAAACUUUAUGCUCGUUACUAGAAAGGAGAAGGAGUCCAUCAAAGAAUCCCUAAAUCGUAGUUAUUCAGAUAGAGUUCAGAAAAACAGGGAUGCCCUCUGUUCUAUUCUUGACGUGGUGAUUCUUCUGGCCAAAAGAGGUAUUCCAUUCAGAGGAAGGUGGGACAAAUCUGCUAAAAGAGAUAAUGGUAAUUUUGAAUAUUUUAUUCACUGGCUGGCAAAGUACGACAACAACCUGUCUGAUCACUUGUCCUCGGCUGCAAAAAACGCACGCUAUUUAUCCCCACAGGUGCAAAACGAAAUGAUAGAUUGUCUUGGUGAGGUCAUUUGCAGUACCCUUGUUUCAAAAGUCAAUAAGAGCAAGUUCAUCAGCAUCAUGGCGGACGAAACAACUGAUGUCUCGACGAUAGAGCAACUGUCUGUCUAUGUACGAUAUCUUGACAUGUCAUCUGUUAUCAACAACGUUGAAGUCGAUGAAGUCUUCCUUAGGUUUGUACCGCUACCCAGAACUGAUUCAGCUACCAUUACUGAUCUCUUGAUUGAUCACGUGAAGCGUGAAGAGGAAAUCCUUUUGGCCGCCACAAACCGCGAAUGCUUACCAACUUUGAGCGACACACGAUGGCUGUCACGGGUUGAUUCUAUCAGUACGCUUCUGGUGAAUUACUCAAGGAUAUACGAUGCGAUAUCUGAAGUCAUGAUGCAAUCAACUGGGAAGGCAUCCCAUGAUGCGUCGGGCUUUUUACGAGCAUUGUUUCAGCAGUUCUCACUCAAUAUAUCCUAG
This is a messenger RNA of Exaiptasia diaphana, 1059 nucleotides long. RefSeq lists its product as uncharacterized. The transcript has a single exon. The record is from RefSeq and is a predicted model, not a curated record. The coding region runs from base 1 to 1059 and encodes 352 amino acids. NCBI's taxonomy places the organism in Eukaryota, Metazoa, Cnidaria, Anthozoa, Actiniaria, Aiptasiidae.